AUGCUGUGGAAUAGCAAUGUGACUGACUUUAUUCUGCUUGGAUUGACACAGGAUCCUAUGAAAAGGAAAAUCAUAUUUGUCAUCUUCUUGUUUGUCUACUUAGGGACAUUAUGUGGUAAUUUACUGAUUAUUGUUACCAUCAAGACCAGCCGGACACUUGGGAGUCCAAUGUACUUCUUCCUUUUCUACUUAUCCCUUAUUGAUACCUGCCUUUCUACUUCCACAGCUCCUAGAAUGUUUAUUGAUGCCAUUUUGACAAAUCACACUAUUUCUUUCAAUGAGUGCAUGGUCCAAGUGUUUUCAUUCCAUGUAUUCGCCUCCCUGGAGAUUUUAAUCCUUAUUCUCAUGGCCCUUGACCGCUGUGUGGCCAUCUGUAAACCCCUGCACUACACAACCAUCAUGAGCUGGCGGGUCUGCAGUGUGUUGAUGACUAUAGCCUGCAUGUUGUCUUGUAUCCAUGCUUCAAUUCAGAAUUCUUUGGUCCUGAGCUUACCUUUCUGUGGUCCCAAUGUGAUUGAUCACUAUUUUUGUGACUUGGAGCCCUUGUUGAACCUUGCCUGUUCAGACACAUAUAAUGUCAACCUGCUAUUGGUGUCCAAUAGUGGAGUCAUUUGCACAGCGGGUUUUAUCUUGUUGAUGUUCUCCUAUACUACCAUCUUGUAUUCUCUGAGAAACCACAGUGCAGAAGGGAGGAAGAAAGCCCUUUCUACCUGCAUUUCCCAUAUCAUCGUAGUCAUCCUUUACUUUGGUCCUUGCAUAUUUAUAUAUUCACGACCUGCAACCACCUUCCCCAUGGAUAAGAUGAUAUCUGUGUUUUAUACAAUUGGAACACCUUUAUUUAACCCUCUGAUUUAUACACUGAGAAAUGCAGAGGUGAAAAAUGCCAUGAAGAAGAUAUGGAGCAAGAAACAGAUCUUAGGGUACCAAAGAUGA
Molecule: messenger RNA, 933 nt
Organism: Orycteropus afer afer
Lineage: Eukaryota; Metazoa; Chordata; Mammalia; Tubulidentata; Orycteropodidae
Product: olfactory receptor 4C11-like
Biological process (GO): G protein-coupled receptor signaling pathway
Cellular component (GO): membrane
Molecular function (GO): olfactory receptor activity; G protein-coupled receptor activity
Source: RefSeq, a predicted model, not a curated record